CGUUUCGCGGGUGGGGUGACAUCACUAUCGUUUUCUGGUUGUGUUGUGUCAGUCACUUACAGAAUGACGCAGUAGAAGGUCGUCUCAGAGAUGGCGAGCUUCCCAGUAUGAAAAUACAAUUUUAUGGCGAGGUAAAAAUAUUCUGUUUGGGAAAGAAAAAAUGUCUGCAGACUCUCCAAGGCGUGGUGUGCAUAAAGGAGUACAAGUUGUAUCACCUCAGCCAAUAGUUGAUCGUUCAAUUAUAGAUAGUGUUGCAGGAAUAAUUAAUGAUAUUGUUCCACAGGCUUAUACUGGUACACCAAAUUCUGAGAACAAAGAGUCUAUAUCAUGGGCAAGGUUUGAGUAUGCAGACAUUAAUGAUCCUACCCUGUAUCCAGACUACAAUGAAGGCUCUAAUACACCACCUUUAUUAUUGGUACUUGGCUAUACAACUGGAGUUCAGGUAUGGUUGAUAGCAGCAACCGGAGAAGGAACUGAAGUGUUAUCAUGGCGACAAGGUGUCGUUCGUACACUGCGAAUUUUACCAAAUCCAAAGACUGACGAUGAACAUGUUGAUUUGUUUGAAUUGAAACGGCCAAUGGUAGCAAUAUGUGAUUCAGCUGGACCUGGACCACAAUUUUGCAACAUUAGUUUCAUUUCAUUAAAAACUGGGGAACAAGCUAAAAGCAUAAAAUUUAAAAAUCCUGUUUGUGACAUUUUGGUAAAUAAACGAUCCAUAGUAGUAACAUUUUUAGAAAAGAUCGCGGUGUUCGAUGCUCGAACAUUGGAAGAUGUAUUAACAGUUACUACUUGCUAUGCCAGUCCUGGUCCAAAUCCAAAUCCUGUUACUUUAGGCACAAGAUGGCUUGCUUACAGCGAAAAAAAGUUACUACCAGCAAAAAGAAGUAGCGGUGGUUGCGAAAGUGAAGGAGUUCAAAGUUAUACAGCAACUGUUCUAUAUGCAGCAAAAUCUUUAGGGAAAGGAUUGCGUGGUUUGGGGGAAACAGUUGCAUCUAGUUUAACUGGCAAUUCAGUAUCACCAGUAGUCAUUAAUAAUACCAGCAGUGAUGUAACUCAACCAGGAGUAAUUACAAUAUUAGAUCUCCAAGCAGCAAAAGAGGAGAAAGAAUUAGACGAUGCGAAUAUAGAGACUGUCGUUGCUCAUUUUACUGCCCAUAGUGAUGCAAUCGUUGCUAUGACUUUUGAUUUAAGUGGUGCAUUGCUAAUGACCGCUGACAAAAGGGGGCAUGAUUUUCAUGUAUUUAGAAUUCAGCCACAUCCAGGUGGUCCCACUUUGGCAGCAGUACAUCAUUUGUAUAUUCUACAUCGUGGAGAUACUACUGCGAAAGUGCAGGAUAUGGCUUUUUCGAGUGAUACUCGAUGGGCUGCGAUAUCAACUGUGCGGGGCACUACUCAUGUGUUUCCUGUUGCACCAUAUGGUGGACCAGUAGGAAUACGAACUCAUUCCACACCUCAUGUUGUAAAUAGACUUUCAAGAUUUCAUAGAAGUGCAGGUUUAAUGGACGACGGCACCAGAUCUCAUUCUCCCGUAUCUCAUACAGAGUUGCCUUUAUCAGUGUAUCCAUAUUCUAAUCCAAGACUCCCUCCGUACCCUCAUCCAACUAUACUACAUCCUCUGGCACAGAUACGACAACCAUCUUCAUUAAAUCAUGUUAACAGUCAAGUUCAACAAAGCAGGCCACAGCAACGACAACGAUUGCACUCGGACGAUAGUGGAACAUUACCACUAAAAAUAUGUGCUUGUUUUGCACCUCCAAGAGCUUGGAUGUAUGCGCAAAGGGAAUCUACUGCAAAAGUUAUGAAGAGAGCAGUUGAUUCUUUGUUUAUUAUGGCAUGUCACGGAAAUAUGAUACAAUAUGAUUUAGAACCCAAACCAGCUGCAGGUAUACCAAAAGAAAAAGUAUGUGACGAUACGAUGAUAGAAUUAGAGGUCGAAGCCAAAGGUCAAUGGCCUCUUCUAAGAUCUCCGAAUUCUUUAGAGAUUGUACCACCUUUGCCAACGUCUAGCCCUUUACUAAAUGUCAAUAUUAUACCGAAAGACAUUCAAGAUGGCGAUUUAGCGGAGGAUCGUUGGUUAAGUCAAGUAGAAAUUGUAACACACGCUGGUCCACAUAGGCGACUUUGGAUGGGACCUCAGUUUGUUUUUAAGACCUAUAAUGCAACUAGUGGAGCUACUGUGAAUCUUGUCGAAGCAGAGGCUGUUGAAAUUGGAGUAACCGGUGGAUCUCGUCCUGCGAGAUCAAAUCCAGUCAACAUGCCGCAUGCUGCAUCCAGAUCAUUGGUACCUGUGGUCAUUGAUGGAUCAGGAAGCAGUUAUGAGCAGUCUCCAAGAUUUAUGGAAGCGUAUGGUGAUCCCUUAGAUAGUGAAAAUGCUGGUGUUGGCGGUGGUGAAAAUCAAUUGAGAGAAGAUUUGGCCGAAGCUAUGCUAGAGACAUCGAUCGCACCACACCGUGCUCCAGGGAGGCGAUCGGUAUUUGAGAGGGUGGGUCAACCGGUAACUAAAGUCGUCAACCCUCUGGGCACCGUGAUUACCGUAUCGGCCGAUGAGGAGGACAUUAACUCCAGUCAGGAGUUCGAUUUCGCGAAGGAGAGCCACGUGCCGGAACCACCUAGGAGCGUGUGCGCCGAAGAAGGUCCGGCUUCUCUCGGCGAUUUCGAGCCGGAGAGUCAAACUCUGCGCGAUCUCACCGAGAUCUGCGCGGAAAUGCGCUCAGCUGGCGAGCCUGCGAUCGACAGCGUGCCGGAUGAGAACAUCUGCGAGGUGAAGGAAAGAAAAGCGUUGUGCGUCGAGAUCGCUUCAAUUACGAACCCUGGGAACUCUACUAUUGACUUCGAGAAAGAAGAAGCCUUCCGCGAUGUACCGACCAGCUUGAGUCUGUGCGUAGAACAGGGUGAAAUCCCCAGCAGUCCUAUGACCCAGGCAAAGGAAGCUGCUUGGUGCAAGAAAGUUGAUAAAAGGGAAGACAGAGGGACUCACGAGAGGAACGUAUCCGAGGCACAAUACGUAGUCAACUAUGAUGAGGGUAAUGUAGUUUUGAUGGAAAAUAAGGCAGCUCAUGAAAAAAAGAAUACAUCGGUGCAUUGUAAAACUGAGAGUAAAAAAACUUGCGAGUUUGAAAAGGUUGUGAAGAAGUCGGAGAAGAUUGGGUACUCUGUAUCCUCUAGUAAACAAACCGGGAGUAAGAAGUAUAUUCUAAAAGAACAAGGAGAUAGUAUCAUUAUCGAAGACAUUACUUGCGACGAUUCUAAGAAUAAUUGCAGCCAGAAGGAAGGAUGCGGAAAAAGCGUGAUCGAAGAUACGGACAGUAAAAUUUCUGAAAGUAAAAGCGGAGAGUAUUCGAAAGAAACUGUAAUUGGGAAAUGUAAAAACAAAUCAAAGUCUUCCACGGCUCAGAAUUACAAAGAAAAAGUUGAAUUUCUUAUGGAAAGCAAAAGUUCGUUGAAGCAGGUAGAACCGAUCAUAGAAAUGGAUGUUGUAAUCGAAGAAACCGGUAAGAAGGAAGAUUUCAAGCCGACUAUAAGUGCGGAUGUAUUAACUAAAGAAACUGAUAAAUAUAAAUCAUCGACAUCGGACUCGAACGACGAUUUCAGUUCCAGUGAAUAUCACAUCGUCGAUACACCUUGUUGCAACAAACAUGGUACUUCGAUUCAGUCCGACGAAGACAUUGAACAUAUCCAAAGCUCCGAGAUCAUUCAAUUACAGCAGGCUGAAUGCAUCGAUAGCGAUAAAUGCGUGGACGUGAUAAGUUGCGCAGGUUCUUCACCUAUUAUGCAGAGGAAGAACAGCAAGAAUACGAUAUCUGAUGACGAUAUAGAGUACAUACAUGCUUCUGAACUAGUAGAAACAUCUGACAAAAUUUGCAAAGAAGAUUCGAAGUUUGAAAUUAGUAAAGCUAGCAAUAGUGAAUCGUCCACGACAAAGAGCAAACCUUCGUCGUCUGACGACGAUAUGGAACACAUAUACCAUUCGGACGUCUAUGAUGUACCAUCUGAAAGAUCUAAGGAUGCGUGUGAAAGAAGCACGAGGAGAUCUCAGGAGAUUACAGCAGAAUCAGCGUUGGCAUCUAAGAAUGCUAAGAAGACAAAGGAUAUCGUGGUGAUCGAAAGCGAUACAUCGGAUGCUGAUGUGACUGUAAUCUUUAAACCGGUUGAUAGUUGGAAGAAUAAGAAUACAGAGAGAAAAGAGGAACUGGAAGAGUCUGAUAACAUAAAAGAUAUCCCGGCUACUGAAAAUGUUAGUCCACUAAGAAAAACUAAGGUUCGUUCCGCUAAAACAUCUCCUUCAAACGUCGCAUCCAAACGAUCGCAAGCAGGAAUCGAAAUAAUCGACAUCGACGCGAUGCAGAAAGCUGAGAUGAAAGUACUAAUCGAUACUACAUCCGUCUCUGAAUGUAAGAUCCUCGCUGGACCCGAGGUCUGUGGGACUCGUGCGAAGAAGUUUCGGAAGAGUAAGAAAGCCACCAACGAAAGCAACGUACAAAUUUCCGAAGCUUCCACCGAGCCUGUAAAACCUGUUGAAGAUAUUUCAAAGGAACCAAGCUUGCAAGAACCGUUACCUGAAUUUUCCUGGAGCGCUAUAGUAAAGAAGAAAAAUAGUUCUCCCGUGGCUGAGUCAGAAACGCGAAGAGAAGAUAAAUUCGAGGAUAAGCUGAAAACCGAAUCGUUCAAUCCUAUCGAAGUCUCGUCGUGCACGCCUAUUUUAGAGAAAAUAGAGUCUUUGAAGAAGAAGAUACACGAGUCUUCGUUGAGAAAGAAUUUAGACAAAAAGAGUUCGAGUUCUCAGAUGGUAGACAAAGUUCGAGAGGGUAACUUGGAAUUAUAUCCUCAAGAGGAAAUUUCCUGGAGCUCCAUCGUCAAGAAGAAAAACACUUUCUCUGCUGAGAAUGAGACAAAGAAGGAAUCUGACCUCGAUCCAAUAGCGGAAGAUGCGAGCAAUGAAGAAAGGAAAAUUUGUCGAAAAGAGGAAUCUUUGACUGAUCCAUCGUCAACGAUGGUGGAUCAAUUGAAAGAAACUGUUAAGGAAACAACCGUGGAAGAACCACUUGUACAUGCAACGGAAGGAUCUGGGAGUUUCAUCGUUAAGAAAAAACCUGUUUCCACCACAGAAAGCGAAUCUACGAGAAAGAAAAUUGGCGAACAGAAAAUUCACAAAAAGCUGGAUCUACCGACCAAUUUGUCGGAAACUAAAAUUGAGCACGAAACAAAUUCAUCUGCAAGUGAAAGCAUCUCAUCCGAGAAAGUUUCCAAAUUAGAAGCUGUAAGCGAGAUCGAUGAAAAAGAUCCAAACGAUUUAAACAAGUGGAACGUCGGUGGACCGUUGGUAGGUGCAACGUUUACGAAAGAAGAUUCCUCGGAACCUGAAAGAGAUACCGAACCAGAGAAGAGGAGUGAUUCGGAGCAGGAGAUCGUGCCUGAACGUUCGACUUCUUCGGACGAGUUGAACCUAAACGUGGUGCUCACGAACGUCGAAGGAGAGUAUUCGGGUCGUGAGACAGCUGAGAGAAGUGCGACGAAUACCUCAGUUUGCGCCACGUCCAAGAAAGGCAAUAGGUCGAAGAAAAAAAAACGCAGAUGAGUAGAGGAUUGCAUGGAUGUACCUAGGGCCAGCCUUGCCCUUUACAUACUCCUGAUGCAAGUAACUGGGAUUGGUUAGCAGGAGUAUAGACCGGGAACAAUUUGCGUUCCCGAUUUUCAUUCUAAUCAAGUUAGCAUGGUCGUUUUAUCGAAGAACAAUUAUCUUAGGAAGCACGUGUUAUAUAAUCACUUUUCACGAGUGGAGCAAGCUGUAGCUCCGUUUUCAUGGAACGACAAGUGUCUGGCAUCCUGUCAGAUUUGAUAUUUUUGAAAAUAUUUUCUAAAAAAAAAAAAGAGAGAAAUUAUCGAACAAAUAGAAAUAGCAGUAGUACAUAUAUGUUGAUUUAGUAACCGCGUUAGAAAAGAAUCAAUAUGAAAGAACGUUCUAGAGGCACUCGAUGAAAUUUCCUAUGAUAAUAACAAGGGCAAGGCUGUAAUCAUUGGAUUUACGUCCGCUAAUAUUCAAGUCGAAUUUGUGGAACAAAUAAACAAUUGGAAAUAAUACACACACACAGACACAUACACGAGAUACACACUUAACACUCAGCCAACCACGCGCGCCGCAGCGAGCUAUACGUUUCCACCGCGCUCGGACAAGUCAACCUAUACGCUGUCCAUCGCGCAUUUUUCCACGUAUCGAGGACUAAUAUUCACUACUUAAAUAAAAUCAUUACCGCAAAAUAUAAUUAAUCAUUUAAAUAAUUUUUAGACUUCUUCGUUUUUUAAGUAGUGAAUAUUUCACAUAUUGUUUAUACAAAAUAUCAAAUUAAAAGUAUAUGUUAAAAAUAUAAAAACAUAUGGGUAAAAUUAAAAACAUUAAAGAUAACACGAGUUGAGCAUGAAAUUAAAAAUUUAUAAUGCACUUUAAUAUCUUUUUGCAGUGCAGUAUGGUUUGAUUAUAACUUUAUUUAUUUAUAACUGAUACUAGUUAUACUUGUUAAAUAAUUUUAACACCACUAAAUUGUGUAUUUUAUUAUAUACUGUACUUUAUAAAAGUAGAAAAAGUGGUGCAAUUAAUUGGGAACAAUUCCAGGUAAACAAUAAUUGAUAAUAACAACAAAAAAAAAAAAAAGAAAACACGAUGCUAAAGUCAAAAAGGGAGAUCUCUCCGUUCGGUUACGCAACGAUGUUCUUCACAGAGAGGAGAUAUUCCUAUUCGGUUGGCUAAAUGUUAAAAUAAGAAAAAAAAACUUCUAUAUACAAAGUAUAUCAUAUGCGACCCAUUUUAAGAGUGGACAGAAGGCAUAAAAACAAUGAGAAAGGUUCAUAUCAACAUAUGUUUUAUCUGACCUUGUUUCAAAUUUAUAGCCAUUUUUCGUUUUAAAUCCACAACCACCUAUCUUCAUAGAAGAUGGUCCAUACUCAAUGGCCACCCUCGAUUUGUAUUAUUCGACAUACACGUGGAAUUUUUGACACGACGAAGGUAGUCAUUUCAUUGAACAGUUGCGGAUUAUUGAAAUAUUAAAGUGGCUAUAAAUUCGAAAGAAAGCCAGGUGGGACUCAUGUCCAAAAGUGAACUUUUUUCAUUGUUUUUGUGCUCCCUGUUCACUUCUGUAGUGGGUUCCACAUAUUGUGAUGCACCCUGUAUAUAUAAAUAUAUGUAUACAUACACAUAGAUAUCUAAAGGAAAAUCAAAAAGAGAAAAAAUGAGAAAAAAAAAAUGAAACACAUAUAGCGAUUUCUGUUCCGACUGCCUUACAUCGACGUCGAGUCGAACGAGAAUGCGUUGUACGAUGUCCGUGUGGUGCAUACGAGAAGUGUUCUAGCUUUUUAUUACGAUCGAUGAAAUUCAGAUGAAACGGACAAAUCGAUUCGCAGCCAUUCACCGAUAAUUUAAGCACUUUAAAUACUUCUUUAAUACGGCGACUGCCUUGCGUUUCGAUUCGUACUGUUAAAGGGUUUUCACGUUAUUAGUUCCAAGAAUCUUUAUUUAUAAAUGAUACGAAACUUUCUGGAGAAAGAGAAUAGAGAAGAUUAAAAUUUUACUAUUUUUUAUUGGCGAUAUAACGAACAAAUUUCUUUAAUCUGACAUGGUUCUUAUGUAAUAAGUAUGUGCAGCCUUAACACAAAGAAUCUACAGUAGUAUUGUUAUGAAUAUAUUAUGUGCGAUAUACGAAACUUUUUAAAAUUUCACUAUCAUUGUAGUGACACCAGUGUCGUGAUUGCAUUUAUAAAAUUUGAAAACCAAAUCAAUCUAAAACUAUAUAUAAAAGUAACAAUACAUUUCUUACAAACAUAACACUUAGUAAAAAAUUACUAUGCAGCAUGAAUCAUGGUUUUAAACAUACAGUUAGUCUAAAGACAGCCUCACUAUUUAUUGCGUCUUGUUAAUAAUCGCAAUAGUCGUGUCUCAUUACAAUGUUAAUAAAAUUUCAAAAUGUUUUUUUAUAAAACGUACAAUAUAUUCACAAAAAGGUUCCAUAAGUGUUCAAAUAUUAUUGUGAGCUACUGUAGUUACAAGGACGGAAAAGUUGAAAUUCUCAUUCUAAAAUUGAAUUUUAAAAUUGAAUUUAGUUGCAUUCAUAUGAUAAUGAAUAUAAAUUCAUUAUCAUCAGUAUAUUGCGUAUAAAAAUUGGCUAAACGUUGUCAUUUCCUAUUUUGCUAUCAAAAAUCUAUUAUUUAGGAAAAAUAAAGAGGAAAAGAGAAAAAAGAAAAAAAGAUAUUGGGAACUAAUAGCACGAGCAAGUUACAUACAUAUGAGCGGUUUAGAAGAAGCCGCAUUGAUCAACUCUGUAAAUUGAAAAAUAUCGAAAAGUGAUGUUAUAAACACUGUUUCUUAGAUUUGCCUUAAGGUUUACUAUUAUUUGUGUCAUCUUCUUGUGAUAAAUGAAUUUAAGAAUUGAACAUUAAUCAUGAAUUUAUGUAGUGAAAUUAUAUAAAUUAACAAAAAGUGGAAUUCGAUCAGUGUGGCUUUUCACAGAUUCAUUACAAUAUACGUUUCGGUUUAGCACAAAGCUACUCGCAUCCGCCUCCAUACAAAAAUGUGUCCGAUCGAGAUCGUCGCGCUCGUCUCUAUUUUUUAUAUCCGCCGUCGAGACAUGCUUUCCAUGAAAGCCAUCCGUAAUAUAUUUUCACGGAUCCAGAGGAAAUUUGUUCGAACCGAUUAAUCGCGUUUAACGAAUGAAAACUUCCCUUUGGCUGUUCCGAGUUCUCCGGGAAUUUUAACGAUUUGUUUAUGCAACAGCCCUGUAUAUUGCGAAGUGAGAUAUCUAUUUCUAAUAUAGUAAAAGAUCGAGUUUCGCUAAGUGGUGUUCAAACUUGGAUAAAAUUAACUGAAAAAUCGUUGUUCUUCGUUUUUGUCGAUUAUUAUAUCGACCGUCGUAUAUCCGAACGAGGAAAUGGUCUUUGGUUGAUAUUCGUAGAAACUUUUUUUUCUGAAUGAAAGAAAUUCGUUGAUAACGCGUAGUUUAGAAACGGUAUCGGUAGAAUGAAACGUAUAAAAUAAGUGUUAUAUAAAGUAUACCUAAAUUGUAUUACAUUGCGUUAUACAUAUAUGCGCAUCUACGUAUAAAAAUUCGACUAUUUUGCAAAAAUAUUUGUUUUUGAAUCCAAAGGAUUUUAGUUGAUUUGUGAUACAAAUCGUGCGAAGCAAGUGAACAUUCACUGCAUAUUUUAUUGUGAAGAUUAUCGAUGGUAUAAAUCCAUAAUUCAUAUAAUGAUUGGAUGUUUGUCGUGUAAUAUCGAUGUGCGUAAAGUACGAGAGUAAUAAUUCUUGCAUUGUAUACGAGCAAGGGUUUGUCAUGUAAUAUCGAUGUGCGUAAAGUACGAGCGUAAUAAUUCUUGCAUUGUAUACGAGCAAGAGUUUGAAAAGGGAAACGGGAUUCGGUAUGUAUGUCAUAUCGAUCCAGAAUCUCAGUUCCAGUAUGCUAGAUAAUCUUUUCAUUUGUCGUACCUGGUUACGUACGCACGUUCUUGGUUCUCCUCAAAAGCUUUCGAAUUUAUAAUAUUUAAUAUCUUAAUAGUUUCCGUUCACUAAGGACGCAACAGAUAAAUUCAUCCCAUUGAUUCAAUUCUCCAGAUUACUACGUUUAUCGUGUGGUAGAUGUCAGUGGCUUCAGAAACUUUUCGAGAUUGUAAAUACUCGAGGUUCUUGCUACAAUCUCUUACCUCGAUAUCUUUUCGAUACAAUUUCUGCGUAGGUGUUAGAACACACGAACGACAAAAUAGCAUAUAUAUAUUUUUGACACGAUUCAUCACAGAUAACUACUCUCUUUAAACCCGUAACCGCGAAUUAGGUGUUGCUAGGUAAUCUUGGAAAAAAAAGGAUAAAGAAUUCCUGAAGAGCCAAAGAUGGGUUGUAAUCGAUUAGUUGCAUAAGCGGAAACGUUAGUAGUGUGGGGACUAUAGUUUUAUUUUCAGCACUUUAAUAAUCCAAAUGACAUGUAAUUUCGUGACUAAUACCUUAUGCUGCAGAAUUGUUCGUUUAGUUUUACGAAGAAGAUGUUAGUAUCGCGGAUCCUUAGUGAAAAUAGGUAUCUUAGAACAAUUUUAACAAAUACACAAUAGCACUGUACAGUUGUAUUACGCGAAUCGAGAAAUGUCGUUAUCAUUUCUAUGUUCUAUUUAAUACUUUCACGGAGAAGAGGUUCUCAUUUCAUAUAAGGUAUUUUGUAGUUUUUUGGUGGUAUAAUCGGCAAAGGGUUAAUUCUACACGAAGAUGGGACUUUGUUUCCGAGAAAAUUGACUUAAAAUAUUUGCCUGGUAUAUCUGGGUUAACCUUCGCUUGAUUUUUAUCUAUGGAGCAAUAUUAAAUUCAUUAUGUAUUACGAAGAAAUUAAAAGUAUCAUACAAUCAAAAUAUAUGAUUGUUUUAGAGUUCGAGCAAAAUUUUAGUCUAUCUUCUUGGCUUAUUUUUUCAUGCAGAAUUACCGCUUUCUGAUUGUACCAACGAUCAAAGAAAAUCGGGAAGUUUUUGACCAAGAUCUUCGAUUCUAUUACUUAGCCCAAUUCUUUUCUGUACGUUUUCCUGUUUUUUUUCUACAAGUAAUCAUGUUCUAUUUAUAAGUUUUCUUUCAGAGGGUUUGGCUAAAAUCUCUGAUAUCUCUUCUUUCUUCCUUCCUUUUGUGUUCUUUUGCCUUUUGUUGAACAUUUUGAUCACCGAUCGGUUGAAACCACUCUUGUGUUUAAUAGAGAAUCAUGUGUCGAGCAACAAAUCGAUUGUUCGUUUAUAUAGAUAUAAAUAUAUAUAAAUAUACAUAUAACUUCUAACUCGUUAGAGUUUGUUGCUAGUACAAAUGGAAAACGAUGAGAUCUUUUCGGUGGAACGAACAAGGUCUCUUUUCGAGGAUUUAGCCGUGAGAUUUAGUACAAAGCUUCUAAUCAUCACUUUCGUCCUCGUAAAUGCUGUGAUUAUGUUUCGUGAUUCACUGUAUCUAUUCGCUGCUACGUCGGGGGAAACGAUGUCUCAUCAUAUUUUCCACCUUUCUUUUUUUUUCAUAAAGAAACAACGAAGAAAAAUGUCGAAAAGUAGGUGCAAUGCUUUUAACGAUGAUAUCGUUCUUCAAGCUUAUUUUUAUUAGAAUUUUAACGACGAUUUCUUCAAUUCCUUUACCGAAGGAAGAAGUUUUCUUUACGAGUGUAGUAUGUAAAAACGAUGGAAUGUAUUUAUUAAUCCGAGUUGGGGCAAUCAUUAGCAGUAACGUAGAGUAAUUAUUUAUCACGUGUACGCUAUUCUUGGUGCGAUGAGUUAUUUUUGUUAACAUUUUCCUUGCUUCGUUCUUUUUUUAUAUUUUUUCCAAUCCAUGUGGUCUUGAAGGAAAGCAAGAAUCGAAGGAGUAAAUAAAAUUUUGUACGAUGAGGUUGACCAGUAGUUAGUUUUGCAGAAACAUCUGCUAUGAUGCUGUUUGUUUUUGUUUUUUUUAGAUUUAAAUUAAUCGUAUUCUCUGUUAUUACGUAUUGUCGAGGUUAUAAAUAUAAGUACAUUACAAUUUUAAUAAUUACAUCACAAUUGAAGGUGAUAGAGAGCACGUUGAUACAUUUACAAAAUUUACAAAAAAAUUAAGCUUGGUGUGUAACUCUAACUGAAAGUUACAAGAGACAGCAAUAAAAAUCUAUUUAUAGCUCAUUAUUUACAUUCAAGGGCAUAAUAAUAUUGUUUUUUUUUAUUUUUUUUUUUUUUUUGCUUUACUAAAUUCUAUUUCCUUUGUAACGGUGGUGUUCAGGUAACGGGUAUACAAAAGAAAGAUGUAGAGUCUUCCUAGAAGUGAGAAUUAUUUCAACAUAUAUUACUUUUUACUGUCUGUUUUUUAUUCAUUUACGUUACUAAAUGCAGUAAUUAUAGACGUAUAAUAAAAUCGUGAGUUUCUUUUAAAUUUAUGAUCUUCACUUACAAAAUCAUAAUGUUGACUGCCGAUAACAAAUAUGGUAUUAAAAAAAAUAAAAAUUAGUUUUUAAUAAGGGAUUUGUACUAAUCAGCAUUGAUACAUCAUACUACUCUUUGUUUCUGAUAUUCUUGACUCAUAUUCAUGUAUUAAUUUAAAAAUCAAUCAUACUUAUCAUGAGAGUGCUAAUGUUUUGUCAUAUGUAUAGCGUUUGAGGUCUUUUUUAAAGUACAAUCUUUUGAGUGUUAUAUUUUGCUAUUACAUCAAUAUUUAAUAAAGUAAUAAUGCUCUUUGAAUAUAGAGAUAUAGUCAUAUAAAUUUUGAUAUUUCUUGAUGUGAGUAGGUUUCCUUCAUUUAAUUUAUGUGACGUUUUUUGUUACAUUUUUAACUUUUUGUGCUAACAAUCAUUUUUGUGGAAUAAUCUUGUGGAUAUGUGCAUUCUAGUAUUUUCUUCUUAAUCAAUAUAUUUAUAGAAUUAUCGCGAUUCUAUAGAAAUAUAAUUUAUAGAAAAAAUACUAAUCUCAUAAUGAAGUAUUAAAUAUCAGAAUAUAAAUAUUACAUCUGUCUCAAGUGAAAAUCUGUAGAGUUUAGGGUAACUUAUAAAUCAUUUUUUUAUCAAGAUAUACUAAUAACAUGAUGAUUUCUGCCAUAGGUAUAUAUAAUUAUAAAAAAUUAAUUUUAAUAAGAUCAUUCUAUUAUUCUGUGAAUAAUACAAAAAUAAAUAAUCUUGGCUGAUAUUAGGAAGAAUUUUGUCUUUAAACGCGUUUUAUGUGUUCAAUAUAAAUUACUCGGUGAAUAUAUAAUAUAAUUUACUAACUUGGUGAUAGAUUUUUAUUAUAUAUCGAAAGUAGAAUAUUUUUCGUUUUAUUUGUUUUCACGUUUAUUGAAGAAAAUAUCUGUAGGUUGAAUGUUUCGUUUUGCAUUUCUUUAUAGUGACUAAUACAGUAAACAUAGCUGGUUGCUAGUUAUGAAAUAACUAAUAUUAAAAUUUAUUUUUUAAUCAAAAGUCAACCUAAUAUCUAUUAGGAAUAUUUUAGUAAUAUAUAAAUUCAUGCGACGCACGUGAUAAUAUUUCAAAAGUUGUUUUAUUAGUAAUUUAAAUUUCUAGGUACGUAGUUCGUAGUUGAACCUUUUAAAAUAAUCAAAGGCGAGCCAUAAAUGUCAUUUUUCUCAUAAAACGAGAACAAUGAUUCUGUAUUAUGAAGUAUUAAAUGGAUUACUAAACUGUUCGAUAACUAAAAGAGUUUGUGCUUCUCUCGACGUAGCAAAUGCAGUGUCAUCGAGGGCAUUCGUUGGUAUUAAAAAACGCAGAGAUUUCAAUAAUGGUGCAUACCACCAGAAUACUUUUAUUUUGUAUUAUAGAGGUUUCGUUAGAAUGCAAAGUUACACGUAUAAUUCAAGCGAAAGCAUAUUCGUCCCUUUAUCGAAUAAACAUAGGUACCAAUUGUCUGCAAAUCCUUGAAUCCUCUAUCCCUCCUUCAAUUUCCACAGAAAUCGUUCGUAACGGACGAAAAAAUACGAAACUAUUUAAGUGGAUGCAUCGAAUUUAUUAUAAAUACUCACAACUUGAUGCGAAAAAGAAAAAACCGACGAAUUAUACACAUAGUACCUAACAAAAUACGGAACGUUGUAUUUCUGGGUAGAACGCGUGACUCUUUUUUGCAUAAAGUGUAUAGCAGACACAAGUGUAUUGCUCUGCUUCGAGCAAAAGAAUUAAUUUUUCGAAAGAAAAAAAAGCAAAAUUAACAAUUAAUUAAAUUAAAAAGUUAAAUAAUUAAAAGUUAACAGCAAAUUGUAAAAUUUUUUUUGCAACUUCCUUUUCUUCAUAUUACAGUAUAACACACGUCUCUCUCUCUCUCUCUAUCUCUCUCUCCUUUAUUUUCGCUACCUCAACCACUCACUUUUAUCCCAUAUUUCUUUCGACGAAAAAAGAUGAUAGUAGUGUAUUUAUUUCGGCGAUUUAAUCCUCUAAACGCCGGUGAGAGUCGCGUGGACCGUAGAUAGCUUCGAGGAUUGUGUAUUUUAUACGUUAUAUAGGUCUAUGCGUGAUCAACACGUUGACUGCUAUGAAGGUCUAUAGUUGUCACUGACCUUCUAAUCAUCAUUGAUUGUUAUUGGCCAUGUUGGAAUUAAUUAAAGCGUUUAGAUGAAAUAAACAGUUAUAUUGGGAAAAUCUUCGAUAAUUAUUCAAUGGUACAAUAUAAAGCACAACCGUCCCUUAAUUCACGCGAGCUUCUUUUUACGCGAAAGAUUAUAGCGUAAUUUACGCGGUAGUUUUUAUGCGCGAUCUCAACGCGGCCAGAAAAUAUAUUUUCCUAGAAGUUUGAAAAGUAACAAGUGUAACUUAUUUUGUUGAAACGCGUCAGUGCUGUAUGAGAUAAGAAUAAAAGUACAUUACGUUGUGCUAGUCAUCAUACGUGUAUAUAUUUUUUCUUUUGUACUGAUAGACUUUAUUUACGCGAUUUUGAAUUUACGUGAAAAUGAAUGCACAUUGAACGGAUACUCCGUGUAAAUUGAGGGACGGUUGUAUUAAAUGAAUUGUAAACAGAUUAAAGAAUCUUAGUUUUUAAUAAAGCUAACACGUACAAAAUGUAGCUAUUCGGCAGUCAAUGCGUUGAUAAUAAUAUUACCAAUUAUUUAGAGUAAUAAUUGACGAUUUAUAAAUACAUAACAAUAUAACGAGAAAAUAUAAUUAUUUAGUAAUUGUUUUAGCGAAAUGCGUUUUACGCGUAGCUUUCUUUAUCAUACGAACAAUGAAGAAUGUAAUUAUUAUACUCGAUGUAUGUGUACGUAUGGAUUGUAAUAUCGUGUUUGUGUUAAUGUGCUAUCGAUUUUCGUCAUCGUUUUGUCGAUUCUAUGGGUUAAAAACAGAAAGUCAUACCCGGUGAUGCUCUGCAACAACUGCCAAUCAGAGAACAAAUCAGAAACAAGUGGUACUAUUAAUUUAUCAUUUUAAGAGGCCCCAAACACGACACGUCGUAAUUAUUCUCCGGUCGUUAGAAGAUUAAGCAGCUUCGACGAAGUACUUAGUUUAAUAACCUUUCGCGAGAAAAACGAGCAUCCGCGUAGAUACUGUGUGGUUCUUGCAUUACGAUCACGUGUGAUGAAUCUUCAGAUAAUUACUGGAUUACAUGUAUUCGGAUAUUAUUUCCGUUAUAACUUGCGAAUUAGAUUUAUCAAGCGAGUUUUAUGUGAUUGAGAAACCUGUGUUUUGCGAAUGACAAACGACUAACAAUAAGAGAUUCGAACGUUGUGUGAUAAUUUAAAGUUAAUGCCCAAUGUUCGUAGAAAAUUUGUAAAUUUCUGUCACGAAUGUAUUUACUUUGUUGCUAGAGGAAUCGUAAAGAAAAGAGGGAAAUUUUUCUGCGACAUAGGACAGGACAUUGAUCACUGCGCAAAUAUUUAUGAAAAUUUAAGAUAAUAAAAUAAGACGCGAAACAUGCUAGAAACUAGUUUGCAUUAAGUCACAUGUAAAUCUGCUCUUCCUCAUAAAAUUAUAUCCCAUUUCAAUAGAUCGCUAUAUUACAGAGCACAAUAAACGAUAGAGAUCAACACCAGAACUACCUAAGACUAAAAUAUAAAGUCAUUGUGUCAAAGAGGAAACAAAGAGGCACGCUAACGAAUUUACAAAAUUUCUAUAAAAAGAAUACGAAUUGCUAAUUUUGAUCAUUCUGGUAGUUUUGGAAUUAAUCAUGAUAACAGUGAUUAAUGUUUCAACCUGUUCUAAAUAUCCUACGAUCCAUUAGACGAUCAAUAGCGAUUUAGACGAAUGUUCACGCUAAAGAGAAAUUAUAUGAUUGAAUUGUAUCUAUUGCGUAUUUAAUGCGUCUAGCCAUUUUAUUAUAUAUUUUUACCUAACUGAAUCUAACAGUCAGUUUCGUCGUCGAGAAUACACGGAUCGUAUGUGGGAAUGUAAAAAAGAAGGAAUGAGGAAAAAAAACGAAAAAUUCGAUGCUAUCGUUUUCAUUCGUUGUUGACAGCCGAAUAGUUGAGGUUGAAAUUCGAAUGCCCGGGGAAAAGAUUUAUUGUAAUGUAAAGAGCACGAUACACAUGCAUAUAUAUAUACAUAUAUAUAUAUAUAUAUAUAUGUAUGUAUGUAAUUGCUUUUAAAGAUAAUUGUGAACAAAAAGAGAAGUAUAACAAAGAUAAACUGAUACGCAGAAUCUUUAUUUACGAAAAGGAGCAAUUCGAUAUUAAUAGAUUUAUAAUAGGGGAGAGCACAGAAGAAUACGACAGAAAUAAAAAUAUUAGCGUCGCACUCAGGCUUAGUCUGCUUCAUUUUGGGAAGCUUCCCGCUUUUCAGCAUACAACAAUUUUGUCUUUCCUGAUUUUUGUGUCACCACUGAUAAGAAGAAAUUCGAGAAUCCGUAAUUCAAUUUUGAAUGUGAACACACUGUGUGUGUGUGUGUCGAUUAGUUAUCUAAAGCAAGUAUGUACAAAAUACACGUUAAUCGUGAUAUUACUUGAGAUAAAAUUUGAAUUCUAGUAAGUAAAAAUCCACUAACGAAUAAACGAUAGAACUACGAUUACGAAAAUAGAUCUCAGAAAAUUGAUUUUAAUAAAAUGAUAAUUACGAA
Messenger RNA from Bombus pascuorum, 16470 nucleotides. RefSeq lists its product as uncharacterized. The coding region runs from base 161 to 5575 and encodes 1804 amino acids. Gene Ontology annotation, molecular function: protein binding. The transcript has 11 exons. NCBI's taxonomy places the organism in Eukaryota, Metazoa, Arthropoda, Insecta, Hymenoptera, Apidae. Gene Ontology annotation, cellular component: cytoplasm. Gene Ontology annotation, biological process: response to starvation; autophagy. The record is from RefSeq and is a predicted model, not a curated record.